AUGCUGGUUGCGGAGGCCGCCGAGCGGAACAAGGAGCCCAUCCUGCAGGUGUUGCGGCAGUACGUGGACUCGGCCCAGCGCGGCGUCCGCGUGCUGGAAGUGGCCUCGGGCUCGGGCCAACACACAGCCCACUUUGCGCGAGCCUUCCCCCAUGCGGAAUGGCAGCCGUCCGACGUGGACCAGCGCUGCCUGGACAGCAUCUUGGCCACCACUCAGGCCCACGGGCUGCCCAACGUGAAGGCCCCGAUGUACCUGGACGUGAGCUGGGAUUGGAAACAGUGGGGCGGAAUCUUGCCGCAGUCUCUGGACCUGCUGCUCUGCAUCAACUUGAGCCACAUCAGCCCCCUGAGUUGCACUGAGGGCCUGUUCAGAGCAGCAGGACACCUGCUCAAACCCAAGGCUGUGCUCAUCACCUAUGGGGAACCCCGAAUGGGGGCUACGGGACACCUCCCUUCUCAAGGAACUGGGCCAGGCCAGCGGCCUGCUCCUGGAGAGGAUGGUGGACAUGCCAGCCAACAACAAGUGCCUAAUUUUCCGGAAACAGUAACUCCCUCUUCCACGAUACCUGUGUUCCUGGACAAAGCCUCUGCCAUCCUGGGCCAGACUGCGGGGUGUGACCCUGCUGACUGGGGAUUCUUGACCAGAGCACCCCUGCAGGAUGCCUGUGGGCAGUCUGUCUCUGAGGUUUCCAUACUGGGCACAGGAGGGAUCUGGCCUGUGGGUCAGGACUCCCGGGCAUCCUGGACUCUGCUGCUCCCGUCGACCAGUGAGGGGACGAGGGAGAAAAGCCCCAGGAAUGCUGAGGCAGGACUGAGCUGA
Molecule: messenger RNA, 819 nt
Organism: Rangifer tarandus platyrhynchus (Svalbard reindeer)
Lineage: Eukaryota; Metazoa; Chordata; Mammalia; Artiodactyla; Cervidae
Source: the annotation of a GenBank genome assembly